AUGUCUACUUCAAGUAAUCCUGAACACGGACAUCAGAUGAGUCGCGACUAUAUAAGUGGAUUUUUACAUCCAUCUAAUGUCGCAUCGCGGGAGGUUCUUUCUUGGCUUAAAACUGCGCAAGUUUCUACUACAUCUUUUGGAAGUCAUGCAAGCUGGAUCACCUUCACGGCUCCUGUCUCGAAAGCGGAGAAGAUAUAUAAGACCCGGUUUUAUACCUUUGAGCACAAGAAAUCGAAAGCAAUUGUAGUCAGAACUCUCAAAUAUUCACUUCUGUCGCACACUGAGCCACCACUCCUGGGGGUUGUGCCUGCUACGCUCGCAGAUCUAGUUGCAGAUUGCUCGGUAACCAUCACACCCCACCGUCUCCGUAGCCUUUCCAGGACCAGGCCAGACAGCCGGAAACGACUGGGGAUAUCCGGUUUUCUGGACCAUUAUGAGCGCUACAGCGGUUUUCAUCGGUCCCUAGACCUCUAUGCAUCGAGUAUACCGGACACGAACUUUAGCGUGGUGCUGAUCAAUGGGGGACUUAACCUGCAAAAUCCUCUAGAGAUCAGUACUGAAGCAAGUUUGGACAUCCAAUACGCUGCUGCUUUGGCCGAUAACCCCUUGACCACGUUCUACAGCUCUGCCGGACGCGGCCCUACCAUAUUUGGAGUAGGAGAUGAUGGUUCAGGGGAGUCAGAUCAUGAGCCAUACCUCGGGCAAUUUCGUUAUCUUUUGGAUCUCCCAGAUGACGAGCUUCCUGCUGUUCUAUCUACAUCCUACGGCGAAGUGGGGCAGAGAGUUCCAGAAACAUAUGCCAAAACCACCUGUAACAUGUUUGCUCAGCUUGGAGCGCCGGGUGGGGGGGUCUCCGUUAUCUUCAGCAGCGGUGACUCGUAA
Aspergillus alliaceus is the source of this 882-nucleotide messenger RNA. RefSeq lists its product as uncharacterized. The transcript has 2 exons. Lineage: Eukaryota; Fungi; Ascomycota; Eurotiomycetes; Eurotiales; Aspergillaceae. Gene Ontology annotation, biological process: proteolysis. Gene Ontology annotation, molecular function: tripeptidyl-peptidase activity; serine-type endopeptidase activity. Bases 1 to 882 code for a protein of 293 amino acids. The record is from RefSeq and is a predicted model, not a curated record.